Carica papaya (papaya) is the source of this 2152-nucleotide messenger RNA. RefSeq names its product glycoprotease 1 (gene GCP1). The record is from RefSeq and is a predicted model, not a curated record. Gene Ontology annotation, biological process: tRNA threonylcarbamoyladenosine modification. Gene Ontology annotation, cellular component: mitochondrion. Lineage: Eukaryota; Viridiplantae; Streptophyta; Magnoliopsida; Brassicales; Caricaceae.
CUUCUCCUCUGCAACCACUGAGAGCCACCGAAGCGCCAUCUUCUCACUGCUCUGCAGCCUUUCUGCAAAAUCCCUCAAUUGUCUCUUUCUCUAGCAGCUUCCCGACGACUCGUAAUUUAUAAAGCCACAGCCUUGUUCCUACAUCUGCAAGUACAAUUUUCUUCUGCCAUCUGUUUUCAAACCCCCGUACUACAUUAUGCUGCCUUCUCUCGGUUUCUUCCUCACCGAACACCUUUUAACUCUUGCCGCAGGCCAUUGCUAGCCACAGAAAUUUCAAGAAAUCUUUGUGAUUUACGUGUUGAAGGUGUGGGUUCUGUGGUUGCUAGCAAGGUGUUUGAUUAAAGGUCCGUGAGAAUUCGCAUACGCAGCUACGUCUCCCGUCGAACGUCAAAGUCAAAACUCCGUUGAUUCUCUCUCUGUGUACGGCUCAACAGUCUCCAUGAAAUGGUGUCUUCACUGCUAACACUUCCUUCUACGAUUUCCGUCGUCAGUCUUCACUCACAACGUUCGCUUUCCUACGCAUUUAAAGGUCUCAAAGUACUAAAACGCCAUAGGCAUCAACUAAUAAUACCUAUCUGGUCACCUUUCUCGUCUUAUUCUUCUUAUUUCCCGUCAUUCCGUUCUCUGUUCGCCCAUUUUUCAACUUCAAGGCAGUCCAUUUUCCCCCAAUCAUACAAUAAGAUUACGGUUCGAAAUGAAGAUUUGGUUGUUCUUGGCAUCGAAACGAGCUGCGAUGAUACUGCGGCUGCUGUUGUGAGAGGGAAUGGGGAAAUUCUCAGCCAAGUCGUGUCUUCGCAGGAAGACCUGCUUAAUCGAUAUGGAGGAGUUGCACCAAAAAUGGCUGAAGAAGCACACUCUCAAGUCAUUGAUAAGGUUGUACAAGAAGCACUUGAUGAAGCCAAAUUAAAUGAGAAAGAGCUAUCUGCAAUUGCUGUUACCAUUGGCCCUGGUUUGAGUCUUUGCCUUCGCGUUGGUGUGCAGAAGGCUCGAAAAAUUGCUGGAAGCUUUAAUCUGCCAGUUGUUGGUGUGCAUCACAUGGAGGCUCAUGCUCUGGUAGUCAGGUUAAUGAAACCAGAAUUGCAAUUUCCUUUCGUGGCCCUACUUAUAUCAGGAGGGCACAAUCUACUUGUUCUUGCUCAUGAUCUUGGCCAGUAUACACAACUUGGGACCACGAUAGAUGAUGCAAUAGGUGAGGCAUUUGACAAAACAGCAAAGUGGCUGGGUCUAGAUAUGAGAAGAAGUGGUGGGCCAGCUGUUGAAGAGCUUGCUAGAGAGGGUGAUGCAGAAUCCAUCAAGUUUUCUAUUCCGAUGAAACAGCAUAAAGAUUGCAACUUCUCAUAUGCUGGCCUGAAGACUCAAGUGAGGCUGGCUAUUGAAUCGAAAAAUAUCAAUGCUCAAAUUCCCAUUUCUUCUGCAAGUAGCGAGGAAAGAAGAUCUCGAGCUGAUAUUGCUGCUGCUUUCCAGCAAGUUGCAGUAUUACAUCUUGAGGAAAGGUGUGAACGAGCAAUUGAAUGGGCUUUGAAGAUUGAGCCUUCCAUAAAUCAUUUGGUGGUCUCAGGAGGUGUUGCAUCAAAUCAAUAUGUUAGGACUCGACUAAAUCAGGUUGUGAAGAGGAAAAGCCUACAACUUGUAUGCCCUCCUCCCAGCCUUUGUACUGAUAAUGGUGUAAUGGUGGCUUGGACUGGCAUUGAACACUUCCGCAUGGGAAGAUAUGAUCCUCCACCACCCCCCGAGGACCCUGAAGAUUUUGUGUAUGAUUUGCGUCCGAGGUGGCCACUUGGCGAGGAAUAUGCUGACGGAAGAAGUUCAGCACGCUCCCUAAGGAAGGCCCGUAUCCACCCAUCACUUACAUCUCUCAUCCAAGCUUCUCUGCGACAAAAAACAUAGCGAUUACAUAUGUUUAACACAAUAAAUUUUCUUGUCUUGAGCCAAGCUUCUUGCGAUAGACACAAAACAGUUUGCUAGGAAAGCUGAGAGGUGCAAAGUCUCAGGUGCAGUUCUGAGAGCCUUUGUCGAUAGAAAGGAAGUUGCUAGUCAAGAUAGAAUCAUCGACGCCUUGACAUUCCCUUGAUGGGAACUGCUGUUGUAUUCUGAUAUCACUGUUCAUUUGUUAAGUCAUAUAGCACAGUAAUAAACGGUUUAUUUUAAGUUA